AUGGAGGACUCGGGCUCGGCCCUGGAGAAGAACGUGGCCGACCUCACGGUGAUGGACGUGUACGACAUCGCCGCGGUGGUGGGGCAGGAGUUUGAACGCAUCAUCGACCAGUACGGCUGCGAGGCUCUGUCCAGGCUGAUGCCCAAAGUGGUGCGGGUCCUGGAGAUCCUGGAGGUGAUGGUGAGCCGCAGCAGCAUCAGCCCGGACACCGAGGAGCUGCGGCUGGAGCUGGCCCGGCUGCGCCUGGAGCGGAUGGACCGGCUGGAGAAGGACAAGAAGCACCGGCAGGUCUCUGACAACCGGCUGUCCGUGUUAGGGCUGCACACUAAAGCAUGCUGCGAAGGUAUCCCAGCAGAUGUUCUUCUCGGCCAUUGGGAGCGAUUUCGGGACCUCUUCGUGAGCCUCAGGCAGUUCUUCGACAGAGCCAGAGAGAUGGAGUUCUUUAAAAGCGCUCCACCAAACUUCCUCCGAGCUGCCGCCUUGGCCGAGUACAAAAAGCCGGUGGUGGUGAUGCCCAGUGAAGACCGCGAGGAGGAGGAGGAAGUGGAGCCCCAGCCGGAGUUCAGAGAGGCACCUCAGAUGCCACAGUACUAUUUGCUCAGCCAAAUGGGAGUUCCUGAAGCCCCUCUGGAGCAGAGAGACACCGAGAAUGUGAAUUUGAAGAGGGAACUCGAGGUGUUGAAACCAGAGCUGCAGCUCAUCAAGAGUGAGGCUCAGAGGUGUGUGACCGAGUUAAAGGCUCAAGUGAACCGCCUGGAAGCGGAGGUGGACGAGCAGCGCACCCACAAGCAGGUGGCCAUGGUGGAAAAUGAGCACCUGAGGAUGGAGGUGGAGGCUUUGCGCAGCACCAACGUGGCCAACGUCGGCGCCCAGAUCGGAUUUAAGGAGGCCGACAGCAGAGCUCAGGCUGCAGAGAUCAGAUUCAGUCAACUCAAAGAGAGACACGCAGAGCUGAACUCGGAGACGGUGAAGAGUUUGACUAACUCAAAACUGCAUCAGGACGACCUGCUGAGAGCCAAGCAGCAGCUGCAGAACGAGCUGGAGAAUCUGCGGCAGGAGCAGAGGAACAUGAUGAACCUCCAGCAGCAUGAGGCCGACCGGCUGAACAGAGAGCUCCUGGAGCAAAGGGCGGAACUGGCUCUGCUCCGCAGCACUCUGGACAGCAAAGAGAAGGCGGAGCGGGAAGUCCUGCUGCGCUCGGCCAGGGAGCAGGAGGCGGAGCUUUCCUCCCUCAGGCAGCAGGCCCAGCAGCAGCAUAGCUCCCUGGACCUGGAGCGGGACCGGAUGGGCCGGGAGCUGGAGGCGCUGCGGGCACAGCUGCAGCAGCAGCUUGCCAUCAACGCGGACCAGAAGCUGGAGAUCGACAGGCUGAGACGGGACCUGGACUCGACGCGGGCCGAGCUGACGCGGGCCAACGGCCUUCUGCAAAGCCGAGAAAUGAGCGGCACCCAGCUGAACAACUCUCUGGCGGCGGUGCAGGCGGAGAGGGAGCGGCUGCAGCGGGCCUGCGCCGUGGUGGAGGCCGAGGGCAUCAUACUUGAUGCCGUGGCCAAACUGGACGACCCCAUUCACCUCCGCUGCAUCAGCUCUCCUGAUUAUUUGGUGAACAGAGCGGAAACCACUCUGGUUUCCAUCGACAAAAUGCAGCAGAGCCACCUGGUCUACCUGGGAAACAGGAGCGACGCCAGUGGCUUGCUGAGAGCCGCCUGCCGGGAGGGCGAACUUACCCAGAAGCUGCAGGAGGAGCAGUUCUGCCUGCUGCAGUGCGCCGUGGUGGAGGCCGAGGGCAUCAUACUGGACGCCGUGGCCAAACUGGACGACCCCAUUCACCUCCGCUGCAUCAGCUCUCCUGACGCCAGUGGCUUGCUGAGAGCCGUCACCCAGUUUUCCCACCUGGCCGCCGACACCAUCGUCAACGGGGCGGCGGCCUCCCACUCGGCUCCCACCGACCAGGCCGAUGGUCUGACUGACAGCUGUCGGGAUUGUGCCAAUCACUGCCUCCAGUUCUUGAAGGAUUUGAAGUUUCAGGCCAGUUUGCAGAGGGCUGACCCCUCUGCGGUCCGCUACACGGAUCUGCGUCCAAAGGGCCAGGAUGUGCAGAAAGAAGAGCUGGGAAACAUGGUGGAUAAAGAGAUGCUCGCCACAUCGACGGCCAUCGAAGAGGCCGUUCUGCGGAUGGACGAGAUUCUGAAUCAGGCAAAGAAAGACACCACGGGAGUAAAGCUGGAAGUCAACCAGAGCAUCCUGGGAUCCUGCUCGGACUUGAUGAAGGCUGUCCACAUCCUGGUGACCGCCUCCACCGACCUACAGAAAGACAUCGUGGAGGGAGGCAGGGGAGCUGCGUCGGUUCGAGAGUUUUACGCCAAAAACUCUCGCUGGACAGAAGGACUCAUCUCUGCCUCCAAAGCCGUGGGCUGGGGAGCCACGCAGCUGCUGGACUCGGCGGACCGGGUGGUGGGGGAACAGGGGACUUACGAGGAGCUCAUCGCCUAUUAUUUGGUGAACAGAGCGGAAACCACUCUGGUUUCCAUCGACAAAAUGCAGCAGAGCCACCUGGUCUACCUGGGAAACAGGAGCGACGCCAGUGGCUUGCUGAGAGCCGUCACCCAGUUUUCCCACCUGGCCGCCGACACCAUCGUCAACGGGGCGGCGACCUCCCACUCGGCUCCCACCGACCAGGCCGACGGUCUGACUGACAGCUGUCGGGACUGUGCCAAUCACUGCCUCCAGUACUUGAAGGAUCUGAAGUUUCAGGCCAGUUUGCAGAGGGCUGACCCCUCUGCGGUCCGCUACACGGUUCAGCGCCUCCUCGCCAUCGGACAGGAUCUGCGUCCAAAGGGCCAGGAUGUGCAGAAAGAAGAGCUGGGGAACAUGGUGGAUAAAGAGAUGCUCGCCACAUCGACGGCCAUCGAAGAGGCCGUUCUGCGGAUGGACGAGAUUCUGAAUCAAGCAAAAAAAGACACCACAGGUGUAAAGCUGGAGGUAAACCAGAGAGUCAGGCCAACUUUUUCUGUCUGUUUCAGCAUCCUGGGAUCCUGCUCGGACUUGAUGAAGGCUGUCCACAUCCUGGUGACCGCCUCCACCGACCUACAGAAAGACAUUGUGGAGGGAGGCAGGUCUCAGAAAGACGUGAAGCUGGAUCCCAUUUGCGUGUUGAAAGGUUACGAAAGUCCUACGCCUGAUUUGCUGAACCCGACAGGCUUCUGUGGAAACUCAUGA
Molecule: messenger RNA, 3219 nt
Organism: Menidia menidia (Atlantic silverside)
Lineage: Eukaryota; Metazoa; Chordata; Actinopteri; Atheriniformes; Atherinopsidae
Source: the annotation of a GenBank genome assembly